GGCUGCGCAUGCGCGGGGGCUUGCGGGCGGAGGGGCCGCGUUCCCCUCGGAGGGCCGGUUACCAGAAUCCAAAUGGCUCUCUUGAAUACGCGAUUGGGUUUAUCCUUAACCCAUCUAAGCAGCACAGUGAUUCAGCGACACUUCAGUAUCACCGGAGCAUGCCGAGCCAUACAGAAACUCACCCGCGUGCGAGUGGUGGACAACAGUGCCUUGGGGAACACGCCCUACCACCGGCCACCAAAGUGUAUCCACGUGUAUAACAAGACCGGAGUUGGCAAAGUAGGAGAUAGGAUCCUUCUGGCUAUCAAAGGAGAAAAGAAGAAGGCUUUGAUUGUAGGGCACAAGAUGCCUGGCCCCACCAUGACGCCUAGAUUUGAUUCCAACAAUGUGGUACUCAUAGAAGACAACGGAAAUCCAAUAGGGACUAGAAUAAAAACACCAAUACCCUAUAUCCUGCGACAGAGAGGAGAGUUCUCCAAAGUACUGGCCAUUGCCCGCAACUUCGUAUGAAAGCUAAGAAAGGUUUCUGGAAAUCAUCUCAUACAGUAGCUGUUCCUUGGUCCUUUUCUAGAAAAUGGUGAAACGUGAAAAAGUUGAGUUGUCAAGAGUCUCUCUUCCUGUUUAAGAAUUGCUAACAACUAGAUUAAAUAUUGAAAUACCUUGCUUUUCUCCAAAAUAAGGUUGGUUUGUUUCACAGAACUUCUGCAGUGUGUUGGGGAAAUGCUCCUUCACUCUUACUGCUUGGGUGGUGUUAAUUUGGUCUCUAAUCAUUAAAAUGAGAACAUGAAAAUC
Messenger RNA from Calidris pugnax (ruff), 792 nucleotides. It is a transcript of the gene MRPL14, whose product is annotated as mitochondrial ribosomal protein L14. Gene Ontology annotation, molecular function: structural constituent of ribosome. The transcript is spliced from 3 exons. The record is from RefSeq and is a predicted model, not a curated record. Gene Ontology annotation, biological process: translation. NCBI's taxonomy places the organism in Eukaryota, Metazoa, Chordata, Aves, Charadriiformes, Scolopacidae. The coding region runs from base 73 to 510 and encodes 145 amino acids. Gene Ontology annotation, cellular component: ribosome; mitochondrion.